This is a messenger RNA of Pan troglodytes (chimpanzee), 10260 nucleotides long. RefSeq names its product solute carrier family 24 member 4 (gene SLC24A4). Gene Ontology annotation, molecular function: calcium, potassium:sodium antiporter activity; calcium channel activity. The transcript has 17 exons. Gene Ontology annotation, cellular component: plasma membrane. Gene Ontology annotation, biological process: sensory perception of smell; intracellular calcium ion homeostasis; calcium ion transmembrane transport. Lineage: Eukaryota; Metazoa; Chordata; Mammalia; Primates; Hominidae. The record is from RefSeq and is a predicted model, not a curated record. Bases 668 to 2536 code for a protein of 622 amino acids.
AGACGCAGGCGCCCGCAGCCGAGAAGCCAGAGAGAAAGUUCCCGGGGAGAGCUCGCCCCUGGGAGGGCCGACGUCGAGCCUGCUCGCCGCGAGGGUCUCAGGUCCCGCGCGUCCAGCCAGCCUUCCCGCUGCGCGCACUCGGCCGCCCGGGAUCGGCUCGCCGGGAAGCAGGGGAACAUCGCCGGCUGGCAGCCGGGGCGGCCGCCGCCAAACUUGGAGGAGGAGGAUGCUGCGAGUGGGCGCGGCGGCGCGGGGCGCGGGGGCGCACUGAGGGCUUCCCACGGCGCUGCUGCCAGGGCUGUGGCCGUGCGAGCCGGCCGAAGCGGAGCGGGCAGGUAGCGGCUGUAGCGCCAGGACUGCGCCAGCCCUGCGAGCCCGGGCCGCCAGCGCCACCGUGCCGGCGUCGCCUCCUCGCCACGGAGCCAUGGUGCGCGGAGCGCGCACGCGGCGAGCGGGACUCUGAGCUCCGGCCGCGUCGCGCGUCCCCACCUUCCCAAGGGGGCUCCCCCGCCGACCUCGCCCUCGGGCCAUGAGGCUUUGGCCCGGAGCUCCUCGCCUCUGAGUCGCGCACCGCCUGUUCCAGCCCCAGCGCCGCUCGGCCACUGAUUGCACUCUGGCCGCUGAAGCUCCCCAUCCUCUCCCAGGGACGGCACCCAGGCGCUCCGGGAUGGCGCUCCGCGGGACCCUCCGGCCGCUCAAAGUUCGCAGGAGGCGAGAGAUGCUGCCGCAGCAAGUCGGCUUCGUGUGCGCGGUGCUGGCCCUGGUGUGCUGUGCGUCCGGCCUCUUCGGCAGCUUGGGGCACAAAACAGCUUCUGCUAGCAAACGUGUCCUGCCAGACACGUGGAGAAAUAGAAAGUUGAUGGCCCCAGUGAAUGGGACACAGACAGCCAAGAACUGCACAGAUCCCGCGAUUCACGAGUUCCCCACAGAUCUGUUCUCCAAUAAGGAGCGACAGCACGGAGCCGUCCUGCUGCACAUCCUUGGUGCUCUGUAUAUGUUCUAUGCCUUGGCCAUAGUGUGCGAUGACUUCUUUGUUCCGUCUCUAGAGAAGAUCUGUGAGAGACUCCAUCUGAGCGAAGAUGUGGCUGGAGCCACCUUCAUGGCUGCAGGAAGCUCAACGCCAGAGCUGUUUGCGUCUGUUAUUGGGGUGUUCAUCACCCACGGGGACGUCGGGGUGGGCACCAUCGUGGGCUCCGCUGUGUUCAACAUCCUGUGCAUAAUUGGAGUGUGCGGACUGUUUGCUGGCCAGGUGGUCCGUCUGACGUGGUGGGCCGUGUGCCGAGACUCCGUGUACUACACCAUCUCUGUCAUCGUGCUCAUCGUGUUCAUAUAUGAUGAACAAAUUGUGUGGUGGGAAGGCCUGGUGCUCAUCAUCUUGUAUGUGUUUUAUAUUCUGAUCAUGAAGUACAAUGUGAAGAUGCAAGCCUUUUUCACAGUCAAACAAAAGAGCAUUGCAAACGGCAACCCGGUCAACAGUGAGCUGGAGGCUGGUAAUGAUUUCUAUGACGGUAGCUAUGAUGACCCUUCCGUGCCAUUGCUGGGGCAAGUGAAGGAGAAGCCACAGUAUGGCAAGAACCCCGUGGUGAUGGUGGACGAGAUCAUGAGCUCCAGCCCUCCAAAGUUCACCUUCCCUGAAGCAGGCUUACGAAUCAUGAUCACCAAUAAGUUUGGACCCAGGACCCGACUACGGAUGGCCAGCAGGAUCAUCAUUAAUGAGCGGCAGAGACUGAUCAACUCGGCCAAUGGUGUGAGCAGCAAGCCGCUUCAAAACGGGAGGCACGAGAACAUUGAGAACGGGAAUGUUCCUGUGGAAAACCCCGAAGACCCUCAGCAGAAUCAGGAGCAGCAGCCGCCGCCACAGCCACCACCGCCAGAGCCAGAGCCGGCGGAGGCUGACUUCCUGUCCCCCUUCUCCAUGCCGGAGGCCAGAGGGGACAAGGUCAAGUGGGUGUUCACCUGGCCCCUCAUCUUCCUCCUGUGCGUCACCAUUCCCAACUGCAGCAAGCCCCGCUGGGAGAAGUUCUUCAUGGUCACCUUCAUCACCGCCACGCUGUGGAUCGCUGUGUUCUCCUACAUCAUGGUGUGGCUGGUGACUAUUAUCGGAUACACACUUGGGAUCCCGGAUGUCAUCAUGGGCAUUACUUUCCUGGCAGCAGGGACAAGUGUUCCAGACUGCAUGGCCAGCUUAAUUGUGGCGAGACAAGGCCUUGGGGACAUGGCAGUCUCCAACACCAUAGGAAGCAACGUGUUUGACAUCCUGGUAGGACUCGGUGUACCGUGGGGCCUGCAGACCAUGGUUGUUAAUUACGGAUCAACAGUGAAGAUCAACAGCCGGGGGCUGGUCUAUUCCGUGGUCCUGUUGCUGGGCUCUGUCGCUCUCACCGUCCUCGGCAUCCACCUAAACAAGUGGCGACUGGACCGGAAGCUGGGUGUCUACGUGCUGGUUCUCUACGCCAUCUUCUUGUGCUUCUCCAUAAUGAUAGAGUUUAACGUCUUUACCUUCGUCAACUUGCCGAUGUGCCGGGAAGACGAUUAGCACUGAGUCGCGGCCCCUGGGAGCUGAUCUGGACACCCUGUGACACUGGCGUCCUCCUCUCCCCUCCUUCCCCCACCACAGGUCUCUCCUGCAUAGGCAGCCACUGUCCGUUCUUUCACACACUGGAAGGAAGAGCCAUCGUGGUCUUUGUCUGGCCACAGGCCAGGCUGCUGGGCAUCCUUCUCCUCCUUGGAGUUCCGCCCCUGCAAGGCUGGAUUUGGGGGCCAUUAUCUGAGCAGCUUCAAAGACCCCUGAGCUGCCAACCACGGAGAUGUGCCAAGCAUCUCAUCUCUCCUGCACACUUUAGUCAGAAGGACUUCUGCAUGCAGUUUGUCUUUCUGUUCUGCAGGCAGCCUCAGAAUUGAGGUCAUUUGUGAGCACGAGAUCUCAUAGGGCAGGUGCAAAAUAGGAAUGUUGUUCUCAAGUGUCACCUCCAGCCCAGAGGUGGUUCCUUAGGCAGCAUGUGCUCCUGGGAGCCUCUGACUUUUGCUGGAAGCACCCACAGUUUGGAAGGGGCAAGACCUCAACCUGUUGGGGUUUAGGGCCCAUGAUGGCAGACAUUCUACCCCUUUUCCUGGAAAAACUGGAAGAAUGAAAAUAAUUUUUUUCUGUGGAAGAGAGAAAAUGAGUGAAUAUUCUUCUCACUUUUAUUGAUGCAUUCAGAGAAUAAGCAAUGAAAUAUUAAAAAAUGAAACAUCAUAUAGGUCAUCAUACUUGAAAAUUAUCAUUCCAUAUGAAAGGAUCAUGAUACACACCAAAAAAGUAAUGAUCGUAAAGACACAAAUCCUCUGUACGCCAUCUUGCAUUGGCACUGAGGUGUUUGGUUUGGAAUAGGGAAAAAGGUAAGAGACUAACGUGGAAAGGUGCUAACUCAGAGACUGGAGAUUAUAGUUUACAGCUGUACUUUCCAGAUCUUCUAUGUGACACAAUGCACUGUCCUUGUGGGUUUGUCAUUUAUUGGUUAAUGCUCUAGUUUCAAAACCACCCUGUUGAAAGUUCCAGUUAUUUAUAUGCCCAACAAAUUUCAUAGCCUGCUGAACUGAACUGAGUGUGUCAGAAGUGCUGGUUAAUGACGAGAAGAGAUUGCCUGAAAAACAACAAACUGCUUUCUGGUUAGCUGAAGGCAAGUGUGAAAAUCAGAAUUUAGAAUAUUUAGAGCUAAGCUUCUGGAACCACGUAGUUUCUACACAUGGCAGGCCAAGAAUGGGAGGCUGCCUCAAAACUAGAUAGAAAAAUAUAAAAUAAUCUUCGACCACUUGAUAGCUCUCAAAUAUAUAUUUAAAAGAUUUAUGAAUACAAACCAUUUAUGGUUUAUGAUUUCUAAAAAGAAAGCACAAUUAAUUUUAUAGAGAGGUUUUUUAUUUUUUUAAUAUUUCUAUUGCAAAAGUCUAUCCGAUUUGAUGCACUUUGAAUAUUGAGAUAUUUUGCACGGAUGAAUGUAUGGGAACUACCCAUGAUGAUGUAAGAGGAAAGAACAUUUUUUUGUGAUUCACCAGACAUCACUUUAAACUUGGUGAUGAGUUUAAAUCCAGUAGCUAAUCCCUUCCUGAGACUCAAAGAUCGUGACCCUGGUUGGAAUUUCUGACUGUGCUCUUUAGGGCCUCCUGAGUUUCAAAAGGAGGAAGUGUUCGUGCUUGUGUCCCUGAAGUUCCCUGUUGCAUGAGCCUGCGACAGGACCUCACCCCCCACCACCGGGCUUCUAUUUGGGAUUCACAUCAGUAUUAGUAUCGUAGCUACACCAAGUUCAGGCUUCUCUUUUUGUUUUUUUACCUAGAAAUUGGGCUCAGUGGUCUUCAACUUGAGGACGAGGGUGAUUUUCCUAAGAAAUCAGCAAAGAGGGAAGGCAGGGACCCUGUAGAUUCACCAGUAUAAACUUUAGCUGCAGGGAUUCCAGAACCCUCGGGACCACUCUGUCACCUUAAUAGCCAAGUUCUCCUGGUUCCUCCGAUCUUACAGGCUCAUCCAGGUUCCAAAGUGCUUCUGUCUCUGUUUUGAUUCUCCAAACUGCUCUGUGAUGUAUGCAGGGAUUAUUCUCCCCACUUAACAGAAAGUAGUGUCUUGGAGAGGUCAAGGGUCUCUAGUUCAAUGGCCAGUCAUAGCAGAAGGGAGGCCAAGCACCAGUCCAUCACCCCUCCCAGGCCAGCCUCUGUAAGUUGGCCACACUUGGGGAGUGAGUGUGGGUAUGACUUUACCCUCCUGGUUGGUUCUUACUGUUUGAGUCAAAACCUCAUCAAUAUAUCAUUGACUCCUGGGUUCCUCAGGUCAUUUCCUAAUAUCUGUCCCUAUCCAAUGCAUCUAUUUUAUCUUGAAAAAAGGACCAAAAAUUAUUUUUAGCUAUGACAAGGCACAGGCCACGUGGCCCCUGAUGGCGUCCCCGCUGGUUUUCAAUUCUCUGAAGCCUUGUGUAGCUUUCAGAGCACACGUAUCCUAAUUACCCUCCUCUUCCUCAGCAGAACCCAUUUGAGAUUCUAAAUGAAUACUCUUAGUCUCUAAAGUUGCAGUUAGAAACUAAAAUAAUGUUUUUUAAUAUGUAAUAUGCUCCUCUUGGCUAAUUUUCUUUUGACUUUAAUGUGCCAAUGUAACUUCCUUUAAAGGAUCUAUGCAUUUAUUAAAUCUAGAAAACUAUAUGUACACUGUAGGUGGAAAAUUCUCUUUUUUAACUAAAUAUUUUUCCAUCACAAGUUUAAAGAAUUGCAUGAUUAAUUAGGCUUUCAUUUUUAAAUUACGCUUUCAUCACUACGCAGGAUUACUUUAUUUUAUUCCCAAAGCUCAUUAGCAUGGGAUAAUUACUCUGCUACAGAAAUAGGCAAUUUAAAAAAAUGAAUUUAGCUCUUCUCAUUGGGGGCAGAAAAGAAAAAAAAAACCAUUGCACUCAGAUGGAAAAUGCCUAUAGACACAGGAGCAGGUGGUUCCUGUGGACUUCUGCUUUGGAAUUUUGCCUCACCAGGUCAAGCGUGGUUAGGGUGGAAGGUGUCCAGUAUCUUGAAAACCUGGCCCUGGAGGAAGGUUCUGGGUCAGCUGCAAUGAGAGACUGGUGAUUAAGGGCACCGUGGGCAGGACACAGUGCUUGCCUUACCCACCCCAUCCUUCCUGUUACCCACAGUCUGCUGGCCUCCAUGCCUCUUCCCCUUGUCACUUGUGUCUCCUCCUUAUGCACAGAGCUGGCUGCCCUUAUGAAUUUUCUUUUCUUUUUUUUUUGAGACAGCGUCUCGCUGUGUCACCCAGGCUGGAGUGCAGUGGUGCCAUCUUGGCUCACUGCAACCUCCGCCUCCCAGGUUCAAGCAAUUCUUGUGCCUCAGCCUCCCGAGGAUUACAGGCGUGCGCCACCACACCCAGCUAAUUUUUGUAUUUUUAGUAGAGACGGGUUUUCACCAUGUUGGCCAGGCUGGUCUCAAACUCCUGACCUCAGGUGAUCCACCCACCUCGGUUUCCCAAAGUGCUGGGAUUACAGGUGUGAGCCACCACGCCCAGCCUGCCCUUGUGAAUUUUCACCUGCUCCUUACCCCUCACCUGUUAGGACUGUUUCUUGCUUUUGCCCCUGUCGGUCCCCUGCCUUAACAGACCCAAGCAGCUGAUAAUGCACCAAGCUUCCGUGACCAGGUGGGGUGUGUCUAUCACCCAAGGGCAGUCCUACAGACCCUGCAGUCCUACAGACCCUGACCAAAGGCCGUUCCUGGGCGGCCCAGGGUCCAGGUUUCUUCCACCUGCUCUUCCCUGUUAAUGGGGAUUUGCAAGCCUAAUCGCAUCAGCAGGAGCCCAUCUCUCAGAGAACCCGGACUCCCCAAGCAGACUGGGAUUUUGGGAAGGGUGUGGGGGGUGUCAUUGCUGGAUACCCAUCUUUCUGCCUGUCCUUUCUCCUCUCUGAAUCCUGGGGCCCCUCUCCCUCCUUAAAGCUGGAGUGGACAGAGGGACAGGAGAGGGACAGGAGAGGAUCAGAGCUCAUCCCCCCUGGGAAAGAGCAAGAGCGAAUGAAUCCCAGCGCCAGCGGCUGAGGCUGCCUUCCGCGCCUUCCCUCCAUGGGGGACGGGCGAGUGGGGCUUAGGAAACUGGAACAGGGAAGGUUCUGUUGCCACACUUUGGAACUUUCCCCCUGGGAUUCAGCAGUUGAGAAGCAGAGACCUUUCUGCCCUGGGUGAAUGGGUCCUUGGGGGAGGGGUUGGUCUUUUGUCUCACAUCCCCAUCUUUCCUUUCCUUCUGGGCCAUGCUCCUCCCUGGCUGGAAAAAGGUGGCUGUGCUGUCCCUGUGAUCCACUCUCAGCAAAUGCGUGUGGCUCAAAUAAACAAAGAACUUACCUGUUAGAGUGAAAAUCCUCAGGAGAUUGUACCCAAAUGCCAUGCUCUAAAUAUUCAUGGUCUCUCUAAUGCCCUCCAGACGUGAUUUCCAUGGGAACCAUCCUCCCCUGGGGGCAGUUAGCAGGAGUACGUGGGGCACGUGAGGUGGUCCUCCUUUCAGCACACCGUGCCCAUAGAAACUUCUAGAAAUUUCUGAAAAUGCUCUGUGGGCAGCUCUUGGGUGGCAGUAAGUCCGUCAACCCCCAUCUACACCGGGCCUGAAGCGCUGCGCUUGCUCUCUUUAUGUGUGUGCACCCGAAGGAUUUCCUGGUCUCUGUAGCUGAUCCUGUGAGCCCCUCAAGCACGAAGCCUCCCUUGGGGCUUCUCAAAGCAUGGAGAGGGGCCCUUCCUGUCCUUUGGGAAAAUCUUCCCCACUGUGUCAGUUAUAUGGGAACAAGAGUGAUGGGGUCUUUCUCUAGGCCUGUGCCACAGGACAGAGAACACGGGAUUCUGCUGUUCGCUUUGAGCCACAGCCUUUACCAGCCCGGCUUGUGUGGGGGGCCCCUUCGCCUUGCUGCAAAGAGCUGUUCCCCAAAGGGCAUAUCCAUAGGGUACAGGUUUUAAAAAGGCCUUUUUUUUUUUUUUGAGACAGGGUCUCGCUCUAUCGCCUAGACUCAGUGCAGUGGCGCCAUGUUGGCUGGUUGCAACCUCCACCUCCUGGGUUCAAGUGAUUCUCCCACCUCAGCCUCUCUGGUAGCUGGGACUACAGGCGUGCGCCACCAUGCCCAGCUAAUUUUUGGAUUUUUAGUGGAGAAGGAGUUUCACCAUGCUGACCAGGCUGGUUUCGAACUCCUGACCUCAAGUGAUCCGCCCGCCUGGGCCUCCCAGAGUGCUGAGAUUACAGGCGUGAGCCACCGCACCUAGCCAAAAAAAAGGCAUUUUGAUUUAGGUUGCUGUGUUUGCUUGUUGAUAAAGAAAACUCAAUUGGGACACUAGUUUUGUGCUCAGCUUUAGGCCGGGUAGCUAAUGGGAGGGUGUCCAGCCUGUCACUGUGCUCCCAGCGCAAGGAAAUGGGUGCCCACCUGGAAUCAGGAGAAGAGGCUUUUCCCUCCUGUUCUGCAACCAGGGUGGAGCUAUCUUUCCAGGGAAGCCAGCUGAGAGGUUUUAGGGCUUUGGUUAUUUUAUGGGGGUUUUAAACCUCCUAACUUUUCAAUGACAAAUGGCUCCCAGGUGCCAUAGUCUCUGUUAAAUCCUCAAACAUUCACAAGCACACACUGCCAGGGGCACGAGUUGUCUUUCACCUGCAUGUUUCUAAGGCUCUUUAUUCAAUCUCACGGUGUCAGUGUCCAGUUGUCAAAGUUAUGAAUCUUCCUCCUGCUUCUUAACAGGGCUGACAGUAUACUCUCGUCUAGUCUAGGAACAUGUCUGCUGCUGGGAUACCCUGGUACCAGGAUUUGAGGGCCACGGGUGGCAUCUCUGAGAGCUGAAAAUCCACAGAGUGCCUGUGGGAAAGCCAAGCCCUUGGCUGUGUGGCUUUUCUAUCCCUUGGAUUUACAGGUCUGGGAAUUGGCUGCUUCUUAGUUAUAACCCCAGUGACAAAUGCUGGCUUAAGCCACACCUGUUCCCACUGUUGCUAGAAUUCAAACAGUUGCUUUUUUUUUUUCUUUUUGAGAAAGGGCCUCACUCUGUUGCCCAGGCUGGAGUGCAGUGGCUCGAUCACAGCUCACGAAAGCCUCAAACUCCUAGGCUCAAGUGAUCCUCCUGAAAAGUAGGUAGGACUACAGGCACAUGCCACUACAUACAGCUAAUUUGUUUUCUUUUUUUUUUUAGAGACAGGAUCUCGCUGUGUUGCCCAGGUAGGUCUUGAACUCCUGGCCUCAAGUGAUCCUCCUGCCUUGACCUCCCGAAGUGCUGGAUUACAAGCGUGAGCCCCUGCACCCGGCCCAAGCAGUUGCUUCUUUUUUUCUUUUUCUUUUCUUUCUUUUUUUUUUUUGAGAUGGAGCCUCACUCUGUCGCCCAGGCUGGAGUGCGGUGGCGCGAUCUCCACUCACUGCAAGCUCCGCCUCCCGGGUUCAUGCCAUUCUCCUGCCUCAGCCUCCCGAGUAGCUGGGACUACAGGCGCCUGCCACCACACCCAGCUAAUUUUUUGUAUUUUUGGUACAGACAGGGUUUCACUGUGUUAGCCAGGAUGGUCUUGAUCUCCUGAUCUCAUGAUCCGCCCACCUCGGCCUCCCAAAGUGCUGGAUUACAAGCGUGAGCCACCGCGCCCGGCCAAGCAGUUGCUUCUUAUGCAACAUGUUGGUUGGGACUUGUCCACGGGCCAGGCCAAUAAAAUUCUUAAUCCUGCAGAGAGUCAGUACCCUCAUCACCCCAUCACUGGAAAACAAAUGUUUUAAGCUAUCAAGAGAGGGAAUGUGCAGCUUUUGGUUUCUAGAUGCAUGGUUUGGUGUGAUCUACCUUUGUGCCUAAAGGGAAUGUCCCAAACAACAGAGCCUUCUUUACUGUCACUCCAGAAUUCUCUACACAGAAUUUCCCAAGUCCAUUCAGGACAGACGCGCAGUCCUCUUUCAAUGGAAGAAGAGAGGACUUUUCCCCUCCUGAAAAAUGACUGGAGUGUGAACAAGGCAGCUCUGUUUUUCCAAAUAAGUUGUUCUUGUGAGUUUUUUCUGGCCACUGGGCAUCUCUGCCCUCACUUUUCAUCCCUGCCCUCUAAGCUGCAGACCCCAUGACCACACUGUCUGCUUCCUUGAGCUUCCUGCACGAGGCUUGAACCUGGGGGACCUGGAGACCCUGCGGACAGAACUGUGGCUGAGCCACUGUGACCAACUCUUGGGGAGCUCCACAGUGUGGGUUGCUGGUCUGUGAGGCUGAGUCUCCAUUUCAGAGCACAUACUCCCUGGCAGGGCGCCUCUGCCUGUGUCUCCUGCCCAGCAGCCGCCAGCAGGGAAUAGUUGCUGGUGUCUGAGCACAAAGAGAGCUUUGAUUACCUAGAGAGGAAAAAGGCUGUCAGCCAGAUGCAGCCAGGCCCAGGGGUAGAUACAGGAGUUGCUAAGGAAGGGGCCGAGCCAGGAGAGGCCAGGCAGAUCCACAAAGCCCAAGGGGAUGCAGGCUGGGUGUGGUUUCUGAGGGAACCUACCAAAUAGCAGGUAGAUGGAAUCAGAGGACUCUUGUGUCCUGAAAGAACCUCCUUAAAAACAACUAAAACGAAGAACUUCUGGGGCUAUUCACACAUUGUUCAAGUCACCCCAAGAUCGUUCUGGCACGCUGAGCUGAACACCACCAUCUUUGUUCAUUCUCUCUCUAAUGGGCAAAGCAGGAUCAUCGAGUUGAAAAGUUGUAAAUAAUGAGUAUAUUUAUCCCGCUAUUUAUUUUUUCAAUGACUGUGACCUCCUGCACUGUGAAUGCUCUGUGACAUGAGAUUCUUAGUUUAAUAAAACUGUCAUUAAAUUUGAA